Messenger RNA from Akanthomyces muscarius, 1935 nucleotides. RefSeq lists its product as uncharacterized. Gene Ontology annotation, biological process: mitochondrial electron transport, succinate to ubiquinone; tricarboxylic acid cycle. The transcript is spliced from 6 exons. Lineage: Eukaryota; Fungi; Ascomycota; Sordariomycetes; Hypocreales; Cordycipitaceae. Gene Ontology annotation, molecular function: electron transfer activity; succinate dehydrogenase (quinone) activity; flavin adenine dinucleotide binding. The record is from RefSeq and is a predicted model, not a curated record. The coding region runs from base 1 to 1935 and encodes 644 amino acids.
AUGGCUUCACUAAUGAGGAGAUUGGCCACUCGGUCCUCUGCGUUCUCGCCUGCGCAAGCCAGAGCCUUUUCCACCACACGCCCGGCCGCUCGCGUAAUUGCCAACGGACCACUGCGCGCCAAGGAGGCUUCUCCCUUCGUUAGCAACAAGUACCCCGUCAUCGACCACGAGUACGAUGCUCUUGUUGUUGGUGCUGGUGGUGCCGGUCUCCGUGCUGCCUUUGGUCUUGCCGAGGCUGGUUUCAACACUGCCUGUAUCUCCAAGCUCUUCCCUACUCGUUCCCACACCGUCGCCGCUCAGGGCGGUAUCAACGCCGCCCUUGGCAACAUGCACGAGGACGACUGGAGAUGGCACAUGUACGACACCGUCAAGGGCUCCGACUGGCUCGGUGACCAGGACGCCAUUCACUACAUGACCCGUGAGGCUCCCGCCUCCAUCGUCGAGCUCGAGAACUACGGCUGCCCCUUCUCACGUACUGAGGAGGGCAAGAUCUACCAGCGUGCUUUCGGUGGACAGUCUCAGAAGUUUGGCAAGGGUGGUCAGGCCUACCGUUGCUGCGCUGCUGCUGAUCGUACCGGACACGCUCUUCUCCACACUCUCUACGGCCAGUCCCUCGCCCACAACACCAACUACUUCAUCGAAUACUUUGCUCUCGACCUGAUUAUGCAGGAUGGCGAAUGCCGUGGUGUUCUCGCCUACAACCAGGAGGACGGAACCCUCCACCGAUUCCUUGCUAACCACACUGUCCUUGCCACCGGUGGAUACGGACGUGCCUACUUCAGCUGCACGUCUGCCCACACCUGCACUGGUGACGGUAUGGCUAUGGCUGCUCGUGCUGGUCUCCCCAACCAGGAUCUGGAAUUCGUCCAGUUCCACCCUACUGGUAUCUAUGGUGCCGGCUGCCUGAUCACCGAGGGUGCUCGUGGUGAGGGUGGUUACCUCCUCAACUCCGAGGGUGAGCGUUUCAUGGAGCGUUACGCCCCUACCGCCAAGGAUCUUGCAUCUCGUGACGUCGUUUCUCGUUCCAUGACCAUGGAAAUUCGUGACGGCCGUGGUGUCGGUGCUGACAAGGACCACAUCUACCUCCAGCUCAGCCAUCUGCCUGCCGAGAUUCUUGCCGAGCGUCUUCCCGGUAUCUCUGAGACUGCUGGUAUCUUUGCUGGUGUCGAUGUUCGCAAGCAGCCCAUUCCCGUCCUUCCCACCGUCCACUACAACAUGGGUGGUAUCCCCACUCGCUACACCGGUGAGGUUAUCACCGUCGACGAGAACGGCAAGGACAAGGUCGUCCCCGGUCUGUUCGCCUGCGGUGAAGCCGCCUCUGUCUCUGUCCACGGUGCCAACCGUCUUGGUGCCAACUCUCUCCUCGAUCUUGUCGUCUUUGGCCGUGCUGUCUCGCACACCAUCCGUGACAACUUCAACCCUGGUGAUAAGCUCAAGCCUAUUGCUGCCGACGCUGGUGCUGAGCACAUCGAGGUCCUUGACCAGGUCCGCAAUGCUGACGGCCCCAAGACUACAGCUGAGAUUCGUCUUGCUAUGCAGAAGGCUAUGCAGACUGAUGUCUCUGUCUUCCGUACCCAGGAGUCCCUGGACGAGGGUGUGCGCAAGAUGAACGAGAUUGACGCCACCUACAAGGAUGUUGGUAUCAAGGACCGCAGCAUGAUCUGGAACUCGGAUCUUGUUGAGACUCUUGAGCUCCGCAACCUGCUUACUUGCGCUACCCAAACCGCCACCUCCGCCGCCGCCCGUAAGGAGUCCCGUGGUGCCCACGCCCGUGAGGACUUCCCCGAACGUGACGACAAGGAAUGGAUGAAGCACACUCUGUCCUUCCAGAAGACCCCGCACGGCAAGGUCGAUCUCUCUUACCGUGGCGUCAUUGCCACGACGCUAGACGAGGCCGAGUGCAAGCCCGUACCUCCCUUCAAGCGUGUAUACUAA